Messenger RNA from Helianthus annuus (common sunflower), 2163 nucleotides. RefSeq names its product E3 ubiquitin-protein ligase RGLG2. The record is from RefSeq and is a predicted model, not a curated record. Lineage: Eukaryota; Viridiplantae; Streptophyta; Magnoliopsida; Asterales; Asteraceae. Bases 368 to 1828 code for a protein of 486 amino acids. The transcript has 12 exons.
UCGAAAUUGCCAUCGCCUAAUUUUGAGCCAUACUGCACAUGGAUCUUAUUCGAUACCCCUUGAUUUUCUCUCUCAAAUAAUAGUUUCGUUCAAACAUGUGUGUAAACAUUUUCCAACCGCCUAUUGUAAAGCUGGAAGCAUAUCCUCUUUGCUGACGUGUGAAACCGGUCACGUACACUCCUCAAUAACCCGCACUCAAACGCCACCUAACUACUCAUCAUUCAGCACCGAGUUUCCAAAUCAAUAAAAGAAUCAAAACAAAUCCUAAUCGGAAAUAAUUUUCCAUCACAGCAAAGUCUCAAUCACAUAUUAUAAUCAGAGGGUGUUUUUUGAGAAGAUUAGUUUUGAUUAAGCGAAUUCAAUUACGAUGGGUGCCAAUACUUCAAGGGAUGAGGACGGGAGUUACAAUGGUGCUUCUUAUCAACCGACUUCGUCUUAUUCUCGAAAUCAGCAGGGAAAUUAUCCGCAGCAGUCUUAUUCGUAUCCAUCUCAAUAUGAACAAAAUUAUCCGUCUCAGUACGAGCAAAAUUAUCCGGUUCAGGAGGCAUAUCCAGCGUAUCCACCACAACACCAUCCUGCACCAACACCGGCACCCGCACCCGCACCCGCACCAGCGGCUGCAACUCCAGCUCCAGCUUAUGGGGGUCCGCCUCAUAGACCGCAGAAUAAAUUUGACAGGAGAUAUUCGACAAUUGCUGAUAGUUACAGUUCGUUGGAACAGGUAACGGAGGCUCUUGCACGUGCAGGUCUCGAGUCGUCUAACCUCAUUCUCGGUAUUGACUUCACGAAGAGCAAUGAGUGGACAGGUUCAAGAUCCUUCCACCGAAAAAGUUUACAUCAUAUUGGAGAUGGUUUGAAUCCCUAUGAAAUGGCAAUAUCCAUUAUUGGGAAAACCUUAGCAGCUUUUGAUGAAGAUAAUUUGAUCCCCUGUUAUGGAUUUGGAGAUGCAUCCACACACGAUCAAGAUGUUUUCAGUUUUUAUCCCGAAGAGAGGUGUUGUAAUGGAUUUGAGGAAGUCUUGAGUAGGUACAGGGAGCUUUUACCCCAUCUAAAGCUUGCAGGCCCAACAUCAUUCGCCCCUGUAAUUGAGAAGGCUAUGACAAUUGUUGAAGAAAGUGGUGGGCAAUAUCAUGUGUUGGUUAUAAUCGCUGAUGGUCAGGUAACAAGAAGUGUGGAUACUGGGCGUGGUCAAUUGAGUCCACAAGAACAGAAAACUGUAGAUGCCAUAGUUGAAGCAAGCAAGCUUCCACUAUCAAUUGUAUUAGUUGGAGUUGGUGAUGGGCCGUGGGACACAAUGAAGGAAUUCGAUGAUAAUAUCCCUUCUCGGAGCUUUGACAAUUUCCAGUUUGUGAAUUUCACGGAAAUCAUGACCAAAAAUGUGCCACCAAUCCGAAAGGAGACAGAAUUUGCUCUUGCAGCACUAAUGGAAGUUCCUACUCAGUAUAAAGCAACGAUCGAACUGAAGUUACUCGGUAGUCGCAAAGGAAUUUCUCCCAAAAGGAUCGCCCUUCCGCCCCCAGUUCAUAUUGCACCCUCUUUUAGCAGCUCAAAACCAUCACAUUCAUCUGGUUUUCAUGACCCACAACCUUAUUAUGACCAAAAUGCCCCUGUUACGGCUGUUCCUUAUUAUGCUCCAACUGGUGUAGAGCGCACUGCACCGCCUAUCCCAGCUUCUACAUAUGAACAUCAGCUAUGUCCCAUUUGCCUAACAAACUCAAAGGAUAUGGCCUUUGGCUGUGGACAUCAGACAUGUUGUGAUUGUGGACAACCGCUCAAGUUGUGCCCGAUUUGUAGGAGUAAAAUUGAAACCAGGAUUAAGCUUUACUAAGGUUGGUGGUCAUCUUAUUCCCACACCUCUAUAUAUUAUUCUCACACCCUUCUUCACUCUAUCUCUCUCUCUCUCUCUAUAUAUAUAUGUAUAUAGAUCUAUAUAUAUGUAUAUAUAUGUAUAUCUAUGUAUAUAGAGAUAGAGAUAGAGGAGUGGUGUGUGAAUAUUAACACCCUUUCUUUAUUUGAUUUGGCUAGUGGUUUGAGUUGAAGACUUGUUUCAUGACGAAACUGUAAAUUGAUGCAUAUUUUAUAUUUGGAAAAUAGCCCAUGAUAUUUGUGUUGCACCCAUAUGGAUAUUUUUCUAGAUUGUUACCAAGUUCCAUUUCACUAUUA